AUGGCGCCGGCUCUCUCGGUAGUCGCAGUUUGGCGAGCAGUCGAGUUUCUGUUGCGCUUGAAUUAUCAGCGUUUCGAGGGAGCGCUGUCUGAACGAUACGCAUGCUUGGAGGCUGCUGCGUCAGUAAUCGAAAUACGUACUGUGGCUCUUCGUUCGCUCGAUGGGUCGUACGCGAAAACCUCGUCCGAGGUAAGCCCAAGAGCACCGGAGAGGACGCGGCUUCUGCAGGUACGCAUCUUUGAACACGCCGCUCGAUCGAUGCAGCAACGGCUUCGAACUGGAGACCGUGCCCGUGACACUCUCGGAGUGGUGCUGCUGGUGCACGGCCUAUCGCCUUCGGGAAACCGGGAUGCGCGCAUGGAGGCGGUUGCGCGAGCUUUGGCGAGUCUGGGGUUUACUGCAGUUAUCCCCGACUUUGUCGAGUUUCGAGAGUGUCGUAUGGGCCAGCAAACACUCGAUGAAAUCGCUUGGGCAGUCGUCGCCGUUGCGAAGGCUUUCCAUCAGGAAUCUAUUAGUUUGUUCGCGGCAUGCGUCGCGGCAGGUUAUACGCUUUGCGCUGUUUUGGGUAGUGGCGAACACAUCCGACAACGGGUUCGAACGAUCAUGUGCAUUGGCCCGUACGCCGAAGUUGAAGCGAUGGUCUGGUGCGCCAUGUCCAGCGACUCUGCCGAUGACUACGGUCGGAAUGCGAUCUUCUACAAUUUUCUUCAGUAUUCUUCGCUGAUCUCGGAAAUCGAGCAUGCAGGUAACGCAGCCAACGGACAUGGAUGGAUGUCGCAGCUACUCCAUGCGCUUCGUCUCGCUUUGGAAGACUCGCAUUUCCUCCGAGGGAGCACGGAGGCAGCGAUGCUACCCAAGUAUUUCAAAGAGCUGCGGGAUCGGGUACCACAUAGUUUCGACACUGCAAACGACGCUUCUGAAGAUGCUUCGAGUACGAGGACAAGUCACGUUCAGAGAGUUUUCGAACGGUUCCAACUUGACAAAGAGUUUCGAGAGCUGCACACGAAGGCGAUGCUCUCGCAUCCGGCAGUGCAAAAGUUGAUCGCGUCCUGCCAACCGAUACGAGUCGUUUCCCGGGAACCUAUCGAUUUUCCCAUCCUUCUUUUGCACGGCGAAUGUGAUAAUAUUGUUCCCUGUCGGGAAAGCCGCAGGCUUUUCUGCGCUAUGAUGCACAACAAGCUCUGUACGGUGAAGCCCCUUAUUGAGAUAACCUCGCUCCUCAAUCACGGCGACCGCCAGCGUCUGAACUGGUUCACAGACACGCCGCAAAUUAUCCGCCUUAUUCGUCUGUUUGCGCAGUUUUUCACCUGGGCUGCACAGCCGCGAAUUUCUGUUCCGCAGUCGCAUUCGAGCUCUGCGAAGAACCGUACAGAGUCACGUUUGCUGCAACCGCGCAUCAUCCGAUCGCGUUGA
Cyanidioschyzon merolae strain 10D is the source of this 1413-nucleotide messenger RNA. RefSeq lists its product as hypothetical. The record is from RefSeq and is a predicted model, not a curated record. NCBI's taxonomy places the organism in Eukaryota, Rhodophyta, Bangiophyceae, Cyanidiales, Cyanidiaceae. The transcript has a single exon. The coding region runs from base 1 to 1413 and encodes 470 amino acids.